This is a messenger RNA of Pezoporus flaviventris, 1078 nucleotides long. It is a transcript of the gene COQ9, whose product is annotated as coenzyme Q9. Bases 68 to 1009 code for a protein of 313 amino acids. Gene Ontology annotation, cellular component: mitochondrial inner membrane. Lineage: Eukaryota; Metazoa; Chordata; Aves; Psittaciformes; Psittacidae. Gene Ontology annotation, biological process: ubiquinone biosynthetic process. Gene Ontology annotation, molecular function: lipid binding. The record is from RefSeq and is a predicted model, not a curated record. The transcript is spliced from 9 exons.
CCGGUCUGACGCCGUCACAGCCGCGUCCCGGCGCCGUGACGUAAUCCCGCUGCUGCCCGCUUCCAAGAUGGCGGCGGCGAAAGGCCUACGGCUGGCUGGCUGGCGUCUUUGGCGGGGCCGCGCCGCGCUCCAGUGCCAGCUCUACCCACCACAGCGUGCUCUCCAGGCCUCAGCUGUGCUGAGGAGUGUCUUUGAUGAGCAGAAGGAGCCACUGGCAUCGUCUUCUCAGCAUCAGUUCGAUUCACAUCCAGCUGAUCACCAGCCUGAGCAGGAAUGUCAAGGCCGUUGUCCCAGUUACACUGGCCAGGGCGGCCAGGAGUCUGAGGACUAUGAGAGCGAGGAGCAGCUGCAGCACCGAAUCCUCACAGCAGCGCUGGAGUUUGUGCCUGAACAUGGCUGGACUGCAGAAGCCAUUGCAAAGGGAGCCAAGAGCCUGGGUCUCUCUGUUGCUGCUGCAGGGAUGUUUUACAGUGAUGGCAGUGACCUGAUCCUGCACUUUGUGUCUGAGUGCAACACCAAGCUGUCUGAGCUGCUGGAGCAGGAACAAAAGCUAGUGCAGUUGGGCGAAGCAGAGAAGAAGCCUACAGAUCAGUUCCUGAAGGAUGCUGUGGAAGCCAGACUGAGGAUGCUGAUUCCAUAUAUUGACAAAUGGCCCCAGGCUCUGAGCAUCCUGUUGCUCCCACGUAACAUCCCGUCCAGCCUUAACCUCCUCACCAGCAUGAUUGAUGAUAUCUGGCAGUAUGCUGGAGACCAGUCCACAGACUUUAACUGGUACACCCGUCGAGCUGUACUCACUGGCAUCUACAACACCACUGAACUGGUGAUGCUGCAGGAUUCAUCCCCUGACUUUGAGGAGACUUGGCGCUUCCUGGAAAACAGAGUAGCUGAUGCCAUGAGCAUGGGCAAUGCAGCUGAUCAGGUACAGUCAACAGGAAAAGCAGUUGUCCAGGGCCUGAUGGGAGCUGCAGUUACUAUCAAGAACCUGGUGGGGCUGAACCAGCGCCGGUGAGGAGAGACGCGGCGGCGCGGGAGCGGGCCCGGCCCUUCCCCGGCACCAAUAAAGUCACUCUGCAGGGUA